AUGGAUUCCGAUUUAUUAGAAUUAAAAAAUGAUCAAACUGAUGUUGAAGAUUCAUAUCAACAAAUAAAAAAGCUAUGUGAGAAUUACAAAUUGUUCGCGAAAUCAGAUAAUAAUAAUAAUAAUGACUUAAAUGAAUUAUAUUCGACUAGCCUGAAUUUAUGUUAUAUCCGAGAUGAUUAUGAGGCUAUAAAACAUGAAAUGUCAAUCAUUAAAGCUAAUCGUCAACUUGCUCGGGAUGCACUUAUAGCUGCCGGAUUUCAAUGUCCCGAUGAUCCAUCAACAAACUCCUAA
This is a messenger RNA of Schistosoma turkestanicum, 291 nucleotides long. The record is from the annotation of a GenBank genome assembly. NCBI's taxonomy places the organism in Eukaryota, Metazoa, Platyhelminthes, Trematoda, Strigeidida, Schistosomatidae.